AUAAUUUUCAGCUCAGCUCAAUUGGCACAUUUCCGGUCUGUUGCUUUGAAGCCAUUGGUGUUUUAACAGACGUGGGCUCACGAGCAUUCAACUCAUAAUUCUUCCCUUUCUAUCUAUCAUUAGGAUUCAGAUAGAGAUCCUCUGCAAGGUAUUUUGGCUCCUUCGACUACCUUUAACUUGUACUUGCUACAAAUAUUUUCAGUUUCUUCACUUUCUUACCUGCAUUUGGUGGUGCACUGGAAUUCUGAGAAUGGAGUCUGUAAGGAAAGGGAAGACGACAGUAAAUAGUACAAUAGCCCAGAAAUCUCAUGAAAGCAUGAGAAUUCUUAUGACCAUUAGCAUUGGAAUCAUGCUUGGCUUCUUUAUAGGAGUGUCCAUUCAAAAAAUUCUGUUGCUAAAGCCUUAUAUAACUUCUGUUCUUGGUCAUGAUUGUCCAAUCAAUGGGACAAAUAUCUCAGAUGACUUGAACCAACACAGUACAAUCAUCACUGAAAAAAGCCAGAUUUCGACAAAUCUAACAAAGAUACUGUUGCAUUCAAAUCCUAGAGGUGCAGAGAGGUUGCCUCCAGGCAUUAUUGCUUCUGAAUCAGAUCUUUAUCUCCGCAGAUUGUGGGGAUUACCUAGUGAGGACUUACCCAGCAAAGCAAAAUAUCUAGUCACAUUCACUGUUGGGUAUGAACAAAGAAAUAACAUUGAUGCAGCUGUGAAAAAGUUUUCAGGGAAUUUUACCAUACUAUUGUUUCAUUACGAUGGAAGAAGCUCCGAGUGGGAUGAAUUUGAGUGGUCCAAACAAGCUAUCCACAUUAGUGCUAGGAAACAAACCAAAUGGUGGUAUGCUAAAAGGUUUCUGCACCCUGAUGUUGUUGCACCUUACGACUACAUUUUUAUUUGGGAUGAAGACCUCGGUGUUGAGCAUUUCGAUGCUGAAGAAUAUAUUAAGCUUGUGAAGAAGUAUGGUUUAGAAAUUUCGCAGCCUGGUCUAGAACCAAAUGCGAGAAUGCCAUGGCAGAUGACCCGAAGGCGAGUUGACAGUGAGGUUCACAUGGAAACAAAGGAGAAGCCGGGAUUUUGCCCUGAUCCUCGUUUGCCUCCCUGCGCAGCGUUUGUAGAAAUUAUGGCUCCUGUGUUUUCUCGAGAUGCAUGGCGCUGCGUAUGGUAUCUGAUUCAGAAUGACUUGGUUCACGGAUGGGGUCUCGACUUCGCUCUCCAAAAAUGUGUUGAGCCUGCUCACGAAAAAAUUGGAGUUGUCGACGCUCAAUGGAUAGUCCAUCAAACUGUACCUUCAUUGGGAAACCAGGGUCAAGCUGAGGGUGGAAAUGCUCCCUGGCGAGGGGUGCGGCAGAGGUGCGAGCGAGAGUGGGCGAUGUUCAAAGCCCGGCUGGAUAAUGCUGAAAAAGCUUAUUACAAUGAGUCAGCUGGAAAUUGAUCCUUCCAGUUUCAGACAAUUGAGAGAGAGAGAUCACAUGAGAUGAUUAACUGAAGAGAACUGCAUUGUCUUACAUUAUAACAACCUUUGCAGAUUUAUAUAUUGUGAUCUUUCAGUAUAGGUUCUGAGUAUUCAUACAAACUGAACUGCAGUCCCCAACAUUAUAUUAUAAAUCA
Molecule: messenger RNA, 1602 nt
Organism: Andrographis paniculata
Lineage: Eukaryota; Viridiplantae; Streptophyta; Magnoliopsida; Lamiales; Acanthaceae
Exons: 15
Coding region: 251-1426 (391 amino acids)
Source: RefSeq, a predicted model, not a curated record